Molecule: messenger RNA, 3141 nt
Organism: Belonocnema kinseyi
Lineage: Eukaryota; Metazoa; Arthropoda; Insecta; Hymenoptera; Cynipidae
Gene: Fbxl4
Product: F-box/LRR-repeat protein 4
Exons: 7
Coding region: 327-2366 (679 amino acids)
Biological process (GO): SCF-dependent proteasomal ubiquitin-dependent protein catabolic process
Cellular component (GO): SCF ubiquitin ligase complex
Molecular function (GO): protein binding
Source: RefSeq, a predicted model, not a curated record
GACUGACAAGUGACAAUUCAGGUCUGUCGUUUAUUCCAACGUCAACUUAAGUGAUAUUUUGGUGUGAUAUUUAAAAAACAAGUCAAAAAUUCACUAAACUUCGUACUUUCCAUAAAAUGCUUCAGCUACAAAGGUUUCUCGCACAGUCAACAUUUUUUUUAAUGAGAUUCCUUAAGACUUGACAUAAUUAAAAUUUGAUGAUCAAAGCAAAAGGCAGUCAACGAAUUGUUAUUAUGAUGAAGGACAUAGCUUAGGUGUUUAUUAUUGCAUUUUAGUAGAAGCAGUAGCACUUUGAACAAAUCUAAAGUGCUCAAUAAUUAAAUGACAUGGUAUCCUGCGACGAAACUAAACUUGAGCUUGUGCCAGUAAAAGGAAAGGGCGGAGGAAAGGAAGAAUCAGUUGUUUUUGUCGAACAGUUUGUGAAAGAAGUGUGUGAUUUUAGUUCUCAGUAUGGAAGUAACAUUAGUAUUUCGUAUACUGCGUACAACAUCGCUGGAAAUCCAAGCAAAUUUCCGGAUUAUGGAGAUUUCCCGCAAGCUUUCGUGAUGAGAACCUAUGGGAAAUGGUGGGAUGAAGCUCGAUCAAGAUUGAUUGAUUACAUGCCACAGAACAACGAAUCACCAGUUAGCCAUGAUUACAUAGAUGUAGAAUACUAUCAAGAAGUGUAUCCCAUAAGAGUUUCGGUUUACGAAACCUACAACCCAGGAAGUGUAGUUAGGAUCUGGGCUCGAGAUGGAAGUGGGCAAUGGUUCCAAUUGUGGAAAGGACCUCCACAAGUCGUUCCCCCAAAACCCCGGAUAUUUUCACCACCUUUGCAGCUCUGUAAUUUCAAGACGAAGAUGUUGAGAUUAGAAUUUAAUCACAGUCUCUUGGAUUACUACACAGAACUAGACGCUGUUCUGCUAAUAGGUACAGCUGAAUUAAUACUUCCACACGUUGGAUUCCAAAAUCGAAGUCUGAGUAUUUUAUUACGAGAAUUGGGAGGUACAGGUUCUAAUAAACAAGAUAUCCAUAACCUGACGCCCGAUUAUUUGAAGGUCAAUCAGGACUUAAAAGCCUUGAAAAAUAAUUUGCACAAACAUUGCGUACUGUACAAAAGCAAAGUCACGGAUAAAGUUCCUAAGGGCAAACUGGCAGCUAAGCUCGGCUUGCAUUGUCAUUACGUUCCGCCAAUAGAAGAAGCUUUCAACAGUCUGCAGCAAUUUUUACAAGAAGAAUUUCCGAAAUUGAUAAGAGACAUAAAUCGUUCUUCCAUAAAUUCAAUUGCAGCAGACAGUGACUUAUCACCUUGUUCGAGUAACAUAGAUCACAAAACAUGUGGCAGCUUUUCUGUUCUUCCCGAUGAAACCUUGCUGAAAAUUUUGAACAACUUAGAUCUUCGAUCUCUUUGUCGAUGUUGCAAAGUGAACAGGCACUUUAACAACAUAGCUCGAGAUGCUUUACUCUACACUAGUCUGAACCUAAAACCGUACUGGUAUUGUAUAGACGCAACUGCAUUACACAAUUUAGUACCUAGAUGUCAGUAUUUACAACGACUGGAUCUUUCAUGGUGUGGUAAUUACGAUGCGAUUAGUAGUCAAGAUUUUGUAGAUUUUUUGCAAAACUGCGGAAAUCUUAUAAUGCACCUUCGUCUCAAUUGCUGUCGUUUUGUCAACGACUUCGUCAUACGUGAAAUUUCGCAAAUCUGUGAAAAUCUUAAAGAAUUGUGUCUUAGAAACUGCACUGAGAUCACAAACAGCGGAUUCUCGGAACUAGGGAGACUGCAAGUACUUGAAAGACUGGAACUGUAUAGAACAAAUAUUGAGACUAAUAAUCUAUGUACAAUUCUGAGGAAAAAUUCGAAUAUUCGUCAUCUUAACUUAGCAGGAAUGCAUGAUCGUUUGAACAUGGAUAAGGUAGCAAUUGAGAUUGCCAAUUCGUGUCCAAAAUUGGAGAGUAUUGACUUUUGGAAGUCGCAAACGCUUACUCCUCAAGGGGUUCGAGCUUUAACUCACUGCGUUCAUCUCCGUGAAGUCGACUUUGGAUGGUGCAGUGGAAUGGGAAUAGCCGGCGAUUCGCUAAGAGCUCUUUUGAUAUCUUGUCGAAAUCUGGAAAAAGUAUUUUUGACAGCAUUGAGAGGCCUCACUGAUCGCGAUCUCGAACCGUUACUUUUGUGCCAACGUCUUCAACAGCUGGAUGUCAUGGGAGCUCGCUCCCUUACCCACGAUAUAUUUCUGCGUUUUCUUCUCUGUUGUCCCCACCUAAAAAUGAUGGACCUCAGCUUUUGCGAUGGAAUCAGUGAUGUCAAAGUGCAGGAGUGGCGUCAACUCUAUCCUCACGUAUCCAUAAAGAAAAGUUUUCAAGCUAGUGUAAAUAGUUUUACAUAAAACAAGCAAAAGACAAUUUAGUUCUUAGAAUAAAGGAACUUAGAAAUAUAUACAAGUCUGAGCAUAAAUUAGGUUUAUAAAUCGAAAACGCACGUGAAGUGAUUAACGAUAGUGAUGUUCAAUGUGUUUAAAAAAAAAAAAAACAGAAUAUUAUUUCGAGCUUUCCUCGUUAAAUCAUGUUGAAUUCAUUCCAUAAUCUUUGCACAUCGUAUUGCAUCGUAUUGUGUAAAUAAAAAUAUCGAGCUUUUGAAUUUAAGAAGUUUAUAAUUUAUUUGAAAAAAUUCGUUUAGAAUAGAAGGUCUCUCCAGUAAAAAAUUGGCUAAAUCUUUUUUCUCACUUAAUUAACUUAAUUAACUUAUAUGCGUGCUGAAAGACUUCAAUUUCCAAUGAGGCUUGCAUGAUCCAAUAUUAGUAAGUAUUUGUACCCCCAAAAAAAUGGUAUGUGUGUUGAAAGUUGAAAAUUUGUGCGAGGCGUUUGUUUUAAAUCGUGAUCAGAAUACAUGUUGUGUGAACUCAUAGUGUCUUAAAAUGUACUUUUACCGUAAUUUUUGUUUCGCAACUCAGGACUGCGAAAUACUUAAUAUUCGACUGCCAUACUGUACAGACCUUCAUUUUCAUAAAUGGACUAAUUCCAAAAUAUUUCAUUACAUUACAUACACUAUUCUCAGAGUGAGAUUAAAAGUAAGGGAACUAGAGUUUCUACGCUUUUAUAGAUAGGGUAAUCAAUCGCCACUUAAUCUAAACAUAAGUGAAAUUUCUAGCAGAAAAUGAUAUU